Messenger RNA from Eremomyces bilateralis CBS 781.70, 1821 nucleotides. RefSeq lists its product as uncharacterized. The record is from RefSeq and is a predicted model, not a curated record. Lineage: Eukaryota; Fungi; Ascomycota; Dothideomycetes; Eremomycetales; Eremomycetaceae. Bases 226 to 1551 code for a protein of 441 amino acids. The transcript has a single exon.
AGUUGAUCUGUACAAUCACGUUCAGCGCACCCCCUUCUAUGCUAACAAGGUCAGUCUAUCCAGUCCAUCUCAUCCCAUCACCUUUCGCUGAUUUGUAAACAGUGUGGAGACCGCAGCGAUGACCUCGCCUGGUUCAUCAACCGCGUCAACCUCGAUCAACCCGCCAUCCCCGCGUGGGCGAUCCAGAAAGACCCCACUCGCCGCACCGCGCGCACGGAAGCAUGGAUGAACAAACUCCGCGCCAGCAUCCCCGCUACAAGUCCAUACCCCGCCGACCUCCGCCUCGCCGACCUCCACGAGUUCGAAGACACUUGGUACUGCGCCAUCACCAUCAUGCAAGACCUCUACGAAGACGUGCGCGUGCGGAUGAACUCCGGGUUCAUCAAGUGGGACGAGAUCGUCCAUUCCUUCGGCAAGAUGGGGUCCUCACCCAACGAGCCGUGCCACGUCUACGACCUGCUCGAGUUCUGCUGGAUGAUGUGGUUCUACAACAACGAAUCGGAUUUCGUAUUCACACUCAAUGAGGCGGUCAAGCAUCGCAAUAAGCGCGAUCUGGGCGUCGCGUCGGGUCUCAUAGAUGUCAAUCGCCAGCCGUCGUCGAUUACGUUCGAUAUGCUGUAUCGGAAACACAAGCUUGAUCGGUAUGCGGAAAGUGAGAGGGAUGAGGAUCGCACGCUGGGAGAGAUCAGGGUCGCGUUGGAUGAGGAGUUGUGGAUUCGGAGGAUGUACGGGCACGAAGCUGAGCAACGCUAUCCCCUGAAUACCGUCAACACUCCGAAAUCCGCUGGCGUCAACACUGAAGCGACUGGAACUCCGCGAAGUGCUACGGCACCGGAUCUUCGAACGGCCAAUGCAUCGAAUGAUAGCAAGCACACUGUGGUCAACAAAGACGCUGCAGAGCCGACAGCUCCUCGACGCAGCGCUACGACAUCCCAACUCUCACCCCAACGUCGACGAAACGGAGCCAAUGGUGCAACACCUCAACGCACUCAAGAAGACCCCAUCGCGGCCGACCCAAUGGAAAUCGACCCCAUCGAGACGAAAGCCGCAACCACCCAAAUCCCCGCCAAACCCGCCCUCAACCUCAACAAACCCCUCCCCGCCAUCCCUUCUCCCAAACCCAAACCCUCCCGCAUCUUCAAAUCCGCCACCAAAGCCUUCAAACUCCGCGGCAACCCCCUGAAGAUCUUCACCAGCCACCCGAAACCCGCCCUCUCCUCCCCUCUUUCCUCCCCCACCGACUCCAUCCCCCUGACCCCCACCACCGCCUCCUCGUCUGCCACCGCCUCCACCAUCUCCACCACGCCCAACACCUCCCCCGCGGCGUUCGACAUUGCCGCGCUACCCGCAACCAAGCCGUGCAUCCGCCAGUCGUGCUAUCCGACCUCGCCGCUGUCGCCGGUGCAGGAGAUGGUGAGGGAGGAGGCGGAGGGGGAGGAAGGGAUAGAGCCAGAUGAGGUGCGGAGGGAACGGGAGAUGAGGGAGGAUUAUGUAUUGCCGAGGACGGUGUAUGUGCCGCCGGAGGGGUGGAAAAAGGAGUGGAAUUGGUAGAGAGGUGCGGGUGGUGACGUUUUGCGUUGGGAGGAGGGCAGGAUGCUGAUUACGGGGACGGGAGGUUGAGAAAUGUCACGGGUGGCUAAUUGAGGGGAUGUGAAGUUGGUGCUUGGACGGAUUGAAUGGUUGUUCAAGAGUGGAUGGCUUGGCUUGGCUUGGCUUGGCUUGUAGCAAUGGGGCUGAUUAAGCGCAUCACGAUUGGCAAGCUCCUUUUGAGCAUGCUGAUAGUUUUGAAGCGCGUGUAGACUCGCUCCGUAGGGUAGCCUU